AUGCUGGAGGCGGCUGAAACUCAAAUCCAAGAAAGAACACGUGACGAUUUGCAACGUCAUGAAGCAAGAAAAACUAGUCAGGAGGUGGAAAGAAGCAAAAAUCACGAAAAAGGAAGACAGUCAGGAGUACAGUAAUUUUCGAACGCCCCCCAAAAUUGUUUAUUUCAUGAUACUCGGGACCUUAAGUAUAGACGAUGAAAUGGGACGACGACGCCGAACGGAAGUGAAAUUUUCCCACGCGAACCUUCUGGGCAUGCGUAAGGUUGUCAAAACGUCGUCCAGCCUUCGUCGACGACGAAAUUCAGGGAGGUUUGCCGUCGUCGCUAAAACGUAACUAUAAAACUAUACUUUUUGCGUGUAAAUCACUCUUUUUCCCACUUGUCAUUCAGUGCAAGUAGAAAUAUAUUCUUUGUAAAGUAGCAGAAUCCAAAUGAUAAGCACUUUGUCGGUUCCUUCGCCUGCUAACUUGAAUUUAUUUUUCAGGUCUGGUUUGUUCGAAAACAUGAGUGAUGACGGAACAACCAGUCGGAAAGACAAGUAAGUUUUCCUCUGCUAUCUUCCGAACCUUUUAGAUUAGAUACUGUUCGUUCCCUUACGGUGUAUAUUUACUCGUGCAUUCUACGUUGUACUAUAGGAUAAAUUUUCAUUUUUUCGUACUAAAUUAAAACUUAAUAAUUUCCCAUGUUGUUUUUAGCCGCUAGUAAAGGCAACUAUUUUCCUUUGGACUGUGGAACAUGAUGUGGCUAUGAGGAACCCUGAGAGAGGAAAAAUAUGGAAGAACAUUGCAGCAAAACUUAAUUCUCUUCAGCAGCCGAAAUUUAGCGUAACUGCAAGUCAAGAGCUGUUCACAAAACAAAAACUGUGUGACGAAGAGAAAGCCUCCAUAAUCGAAUAA
Molecule: messenger RNA, 895 nt
Organism: Porites evermanni
Lineage: Eukaryota; Metazoa; Cnidaria; Anthozoa; Scleractinia; Poritidae
Source: the annotation of a GenBank genome assembly